Molecule: messenger RNA, 8171 nt
Organism: Gordionus sp. m RMFG-2023
Lineage: Eukaryota; Metazoa; Nematomorpha; Gordioida; Chordodea; Parachordodidae
Product: serine/threonine-protein kinase mTOR-like
Exons: 52
Coding region: 31-7971 (2646 amino acids)
Biological process (GO): protein phosphorylation; TOR signaling; negative regulation of macroautophagy
Cellular component (GO): nucleus; TORC2 complex; TORC1 complex
Molecular function (GO): protein-containing complex binding; protein serine/threonine kinase activity; protein binding
Source: RefSeq, a predicted model, not a curated record
UAUGGGCAUAUUUCUAAAAAAUUUUAAAAAAUGAGUGUAAACUCAUUAUCUUAUUUUAUAAAUGGGAUUAAAAAUCAGUCGGAAGAGAUUGCACUUAAAGUUGCUCAGCAACUUCAUCAUUUUGCAGGGACUGAAUUGAAAGAAAUGCCUGUUGACGAAUCUAAUAAUUUUUUAGAAUUAUUUAAUCAACGUAUAUUUGAAUUAGUUUCUAGUUCAGAUUAUUUUGAUAAAAGAGCUGGAAUAUUAGCCAUUAUGAGUUUAAUUGGGAUUGAUAGUAAUAAUAGUUCAAGAUUAAGUCGCUGUGCAAAUUAUUUAAGAAAUAUGCUACCUUCUAGCAAUCAGUAUUUAAUGGAAUUAGCAGCAAAAGCUAUAGGGUAUUUAGCACUGUCUAGUGAAACAUACACAGCAGAAUAUGUAGAUUUUGAAACAAGAAGGGCUUUUGAAUGGUUAUGUGGUGAAAGAAAUGAAGAAAGAAGACAUGCGGCAGUAUUGGUUUUAAAAGAAUUGGCAUUGUGUACACCAACAUUUUUUGUCCAACAUUUGCCUCAAUAUUUUGAAACUAUAUUUAUAGCAUUAAAGGAUACAAAGCCAAUAAUUCGGGAAGGCGCGUCACUUUCACUCAGAGCUGUCUUACAUAUAGUUAGUCAGAGGGAGAAUAGAGAUAUACAUAAGCCACCUUGGUAUCAGAUAUCAUUGAAUCAAGGCUUCGCGUUUCUUCAAGAAGCGUCAUCCAAAGAGCGAAGUUACCUCAAGGAGGAAAAAACUCACGGGGGUCUUUUGACGUUGAACGAAUUAUUAAGGAUCGGUUGUAUUCAAUCCGAGAUUGUGCGGAAAGAAUUCGAAGAAAAUGUCUCAAACUACAAAUUUACGGAAAAUGUUUUUUACAAGUCUCCAGUAAAGAGUAGGGUGAAAUUGGACAUAUCCAUCAAUUUUUUGCAAUUCCAAAAUCAGAUGUUUUUAGAUUUUAUUCAAUCCAUAGCCUCGCAGAAUUCAAGCGACCCCCAAGAUAUGAUACAGAGUGAAUCGUGCGGGACACUAUUGAUUCAAAAUUUCGAUUUGCUUAACAGUCAUAUCAAUAAGUCUCUGUCUAAUCGGAAUACACAGGUUCAAUUAUUACUAAUGGAAAUGAUACCGCGUCUCGCGUUCCUUAGACCCGAAAAAUUUAAUAAAAGUAUACUCCACAAUUGCUUAACCUUCUUAAUCGCGUCCUCACGCAAAGAUCCUUAUAAAUCUCCCGCAUUUUAUUCUAUGGGUUACAUGGUGUUAGCCAUCAAAAGUGAGGCCCCAAAAAUGUUUCCAAAAGUUUACGAUUGCGUCAGGCUGGCACUUAGCUCUGUCAAAGACACCCCUGCCAAAAAAAAGGGGGUGAAUAUGGAUGGGGCCGUUUUCUCUUGUAUUAAAAUGCUCAUAAAAUCGUUAAAGGAUACUGUCGAGACCCCAAUCAAAGAUAUUAUCGGCGAUAUUCAAUCCUGCAAUUUAAGCCCGUCUCUAGUCACGUGUUUAGCAGAUAUAUGCGUUUACAUUCCUACCCUCAAACCAAUGGUUCAAGAAAAUUUGUUGAAUUACAUCACUUCGAUAAUCAUGUGCAAACCUUAUUUCUAUUACUCAAAUACAGUUUCUCGCCCAUCUUCGGCUUAUUCAAUACCAUCCCUUAUAUCGAACGAAAUUCCGGUUAUGAUUGGAGCCAUGGAACUAGAAAGAUUGGCAUUAGCGAUUAGAACACUAAGAAACUUCGAUUUUGAAGGACAUCCCUUAUUGGAAUUGAUUAAGUAUAUAGCUGACCAUAAUUUAAACAUGGAAUCCAAAGAGAUUAGAAUCGAAUCAAUUAAGACCUGCUUCAAAUUAUUAUAUAAAUCAACUCAGGCCGAGAACUUUAAUCCUUUAGCCUUUGACAAGAGCAGAAACGAUAUAUUAUCCGACAUCCUAGAUAAGUUGAUACCCAUCGGCGUAAAUGAUAAAAAAGCUAGUGUAAGACUGGCUGUCUUUGAGUCCAUUGACGAUUGUUACGACGUCUACUUGGUUCAACCCAAGCACUUAACCGUGUUUUUCAUGGCGUUCCACGACGAAAAUUUUGAGAUUCGGGAAAACGUUCUGUGCAUACUAGGAAGAUUAAGCACGGUAGACCCCUCCACCGUUUUGCCUAUCCUGAGAAAGUUCUUGAUACAGUUGUUAUCAAAUAUUAACGAUAGCGGUAUCGGACGAAACAAAGAGCACAGUGCUCGGCUUCUCGCAUUAAUGAUCGCUAACGUUCCUAGACUCGUCUAUUUAUACGUUCCCACAAUUCUCAAAGUCAUAAAUCCUGUAUUAAAAGAUCCGGGUCCUUAUGCAGGAGUUACCAUUAAUUCAUUGGCGGCUAUCGGAGAGUUAGCUUUGGUGUGCGGAGCUCAAACAAAACAAUGGAAUUACGAAUUAUUCGCCAUAGUUAUGGAUAUGCUAAAAGAAAAUAAUUUACCAAGCAUUAGAGAGGUUGCUUUAUGGACUUUGGGGCAAUUGGUGGAAAGCGGUGGAUACGUGAUGCAGCCUUAUACCGAUUUCCCUUUUCUUUUAGAAAUUUUUUUGAACUACCUGCGGUACGAACAAGUUUAUAGGAUUAGAUUCGAGACAAUCAGAGUUAUGGGUAUUAUUGGGGCCAUCGAUCCCUUCAUAUACAAGAACAAUAUCGAGGCACGUCAAUUCACAAAGGCGAAAACCGGAAUGACCAGAGACAUAAAAAUAUAUCCGGAAGAUAUUUCGGAUAUAGAUAAUUUACCGGAAGAUUUAUCCGUCAAUGAAAUAUGGGUAAGCGUGAGUGCCUCCCUAGAAGACUUUUACCCCUGCGCCGCCAUUUCUUGCCUGAUGAAGAUAAUCAAGGAUCCUUCCCUCAACCAACAUCACACCAUUUCGGUUCAGGCGAUCACCUUCAUAUUUAAAAGCUUAGGUCCCAAAUCCCAUUUGUACAUCAAUAAGGUUGUUCCAACCUAUUUGGCCUUGAUUAAAAGUUCUGAUAGCACCAGAGAAUUUAUGUUCCAGCAGCUAGCCAUCAUAGUCACUCUAGUGAAAUAUCACAUGAGAAAUUACUUGAAAGAAAUCUGCGAAGGUAUCAAAAAUUACUGGGAACAAAGCGUAAGUCUUCAGGCCAUUCUGAUAUCCCUACUGCAUCAACUUGCGCUUAAUAUAGGCGCAGAUUUAAGGCCCUACAUAUCGGAUCUGCUACCAAAUUUCUUGAAAGUUCUCAAUUACGACAAUUCGGCCGGCAGGACCAAUACCCAAAAACUGCUAUCCACCUUUCAGAUUUUGGGUAAUUUUUUCGAAAAUUACAUUCACAUAAUCUUGCCUCCCAUAAUACAGAUAACGACGUCUUCCGAAAUUCCCUUGAACGUGAGGAAAACGGCCGUAGAAACGAUCAAUUCCUUUUUAAAAUGCAUAGACAUGACCGAAUUUUGUUGUACCAUCAUCCAUCCAAUUCUGUCCCUUAUAGAUAACACUAAUUCCGUAUCACUAACUAAUCCUUCCACCGGUUCAAAUUACAACGGAACAACACUGAGUUUAUCAUCAACCAACCCGAUACCCUCUUUACCAUCUUUUUCUUUGCAAAAUCUGCCCCAAAGUUUUCAACAAACCAUCGGAACUGCCACACCUGCGUCAGGGGGCACUCAACAAACAGUUGGUAGCACUGUAAUGACCUUCGAAAACUAUAAUAGACCCGGAUUUAACAGCGAAUUAAGGAUGGAAGCCUUGAAAGUUUUAACGUGUUUGCUAGCUCAAAACGGAAAACAAUUUAUAACCCUUUUUUCGCCCUGCGUUGCCCAAGUUAUGGUCAAGAACAGUAUAUCCUACCCUCCUUACGAAACAUUGAUCAUCAAAAUAUCAAACGAUCUAGUCAAUACCUUUGACGAGAGAAAGGAUACCCUAUCUCGUUACGAUAAAUUGCCAACGAAUAUAGAUGAUACCUCCACGAAAACCAGGAUGGAUGUCGUGCCUAUCAAAAAACUUAACAUCAAUGCCGGGAAUCUACAAAGGGCUUGGAUAGUAAAAGGGCGCAUAUCGAAGGAUGAUUGGGUAGAAUGGUUGAAAAAAUUGAGCAUCGAUAUUUUGAAGGAAUCGCCUUCACCUUCUUUAAGAUCUUGUUGGGCUCUGGCUCAAAAUUACGCUCCUCUUGCCAAGGAUUUGUUUAAUGCCUCCUUUGUUUCCUGUUGGAUGGAUUUGAGUGAACAUUAUCAAGAUGAUUUGAUCGAUAAUCUUCAAGAGGCGCUCCUUAACUCGGACGUUUCCGAGGUCGUACUCACCGUUCUAAACUUGGCGGAAUUUAUGGAUCACUGCGAAAAGGGCCCUCUCCCUUUGGAUACGAUUUUGUUAGGUCAGCAGGCCCUUAGAUACAGGGCAUACGCCAAAGCUCUACGAUAUAAAGAGGAAGAAUUUUAUAAAGGGGCUACUCCAGAAAUACUAGAAUCUCUCAUAUGCAUUAACAACAAACUCAAAGCUACCGAGGCGUCAGCUGGCAUAUUGUGUUAUGCGCUCAAAUAUUUUCCAGAAGAAUUGAAAUCUCACGAGGGUUGGUACGAAAAGCUUAACGAGUGGGAUGCCGCCCUCCAGAUAUACAGCGCUAAAAUGAAAACGGAACCUUCCAACGAAAACGUUAAAAUGGGCGCGGCUAUGUGCCUGGAAGCUCUCGGUGAAUGGUCACAAGUUUUAGAUUUAGUUGAAGAUUAUUGGCCCACGGAAAAUGAUAACCAAUUGAAAUUGGCUUCACUGGCUUGUUCCGCCGCUUGGGGAAUGGGUGACAUGAAAAAUAUGGAAAAAUAUAUAUCAUUCCUACCCGAUAAGAUACAAGACGGGGCAUUUUAUAGAGCAAUAUUGAAUAUAACCAAAAACGAUUUUACCAACGCUGGAAUAUAUAUCAGUAAAUGUCGAGAUUUGUUAGAGCCCGAGCUUUCGGCCUUUGCCUCGGAAAGUUAUGAAAGGGCUUAUAAUUCAGUAUUCAUGGCUCAAAUUUUGUCCGAGAUGGAGGAAAGCAUGCAAUACAAACUGCUUCCAGAUCGCAGAGGCGUUAUCAAGAAUAUGUGGUGGGAUAGACUCAUGGGUUCUCAAAAAAUUCUAACCAGUUGGCACAAAAGUAUACAAGUACAUUCUUUAGUGAUCACACCGUCGGAAGAUCAAAAGGCAUGGCUUAAAUACGUCAGUCUUUGCAAUAAAAAUGGAAGAUUCUCAUUAGCGCAAAAAACGUUGGUCAAAUUACUAGGCUUCGAACCCGCCAAACAAUCUGACCGAGCCUUGAUGUUAGCGAGUCCCCCGCUCGUUUUCUCUUACGUCAAAUACAUCUGGAAAAUUGGGAAUAAGAACGACGCUUAUAUAAAAUUAUCGACAUUUGUAUCAGACCACCUACAACCAAAAUAUUUGGAAAUGCUUAAGACUCCUGAGACAACCAAGAAAAACGAUUUUCGAAUUUUACUAUCCAAAUGUUACUUGAAAAUGGGACAAUGGUCAGAAAAUUUAAAUGGUAUCACAGAAGCUUCGAUUCCUCAAAUACUUAAUUACUACGUUUCAGCUAUAGACAAUUCUAACAACUGGUACAAGGCUUGGCAUGCUUGGGCCUGCAUUAAUUUCGAAGCCUUACUAUACUACAAGCAAAAGGGCGUUUUACCUCCCGAAGAUUCCCUUCUCACUAACACCGAGCACGCAAAGAGAACAGGCAAGGAAGCUCUAACCUCGAGCUCAUCUACUUCACCCGUAAAUUCAUCGUCCGAAUGUGAGGAGGAAGCCGAGACAAUACCGGACACGUCAGAGAUGUUAGAGUCUACGUCAAAAUUUAGUAUUUCUAGCCUUGAAGCAUCAAAAUUAGACUUGAAACUCGAAGAGAAGAUACCUAUUAUUCGCAAAGAGAUAUCAAGAACUCCGAUUGACGAAUCAACUGCGUCACAGACAUCGACCCAAUCCAAACAAAUGAAAUUGAUCCCUGAGGAAUCGUUAUCUUUAUCUUUUCCUAGCAACAUUCAAGCGAACAUGUUGGGGCUUUUGCAUUACAUUAUUUUAGCCGUAAAGGGUUUCAUUCAAUCCAUCUCAUUUUCUUACAGUUCUACGUCGCUGCAAGAUACAUUAAGAUUACUUACAUUAUGCUUCGAUUAUGGGCAUUAUCAGGAAGUGUAUGAUGCUCUGCAGGACGGAAUUAGGAUGAUACGAAUCGAUAAUUGGCUACAGGUUAUUCCUCAAUUGAUCGCUAGAAUUGAUACUCCGCGAUUUUUGGUCCACAAAUUGAUUCAUCAGUUACUCAUCGAAAUAGGAAAUCAUCAUCCUCAAGCUUUAAUUUAUCCGUUGACAGUUGCUUCCAAAUCUGAUAUUCCAUCUCGGCAGAUAUCGGCUAAAAAGAUUCUUCGUGCGUUGUGUGAAAACAACAAUACACUGGUACAACAAGCUCUAAUGGUAAGCGAAGAAUUGAUUCGUGUUUCCAUUUUGUGGCACGAGCUAUGGUACGAAGGACUCGAAGAUGCCUCUAGACUCUACUUCGGUGAAAAAAAUGUUAAAGGAAUGUUAUCUGUCCUUGAACCUUUACAUACCAUGAUUGAAAAGGGACCACAAACCAUCAAAGAGACAUCUUUUAGUCAGGCUUACGGACGGGAUUUGUUGGAAGCCAAAGCCUGGUGUCAUAAAUACCUUCAAAGUGGUAAUGUCAAGGACUUAACACAGGCCUGGGACUUGUAUUAUCAUGUUUUCCGUAGAAUUUCUAAAGAAUUACCCCAAAUUAGUAAUCUUCAAUUACAACACGUGUCUCCCAAGCUUAUGGCGUGCAAGGAUUUAGAGCUAGCCGUACCCGGGACUUACAAAAUUUCUCAACCUCUUUCUAUGACCCACAAAAAAUAUUCAAAACAUCAGUCUAAUAAUCAAUCAAUUGAUAUAUCUAGGCCUUCUCCCUUCGUUUUCGAUUCUCCAAUCAAUAUAACUACCUCAUUAGUAAGAAUAUGCAAAAUUCAGCCCUCUUUACAGGUUAUAAGCUCCAAACAACGGCCCAGAAAGCUUAGAAUUUUGGGAGACGACGGAGUGGAAUAUUUGUUUUUGUUGAAAGGGCACGAAGACUUGAGACAGGAUGAAAGAGUCAUGCAAUUAUUCGGCCUCAUCAACACCUUGCUCAAAAAUGACGAGGAAACUGUCAGAAGAAAUCUAGUCAUUCAACGUUACGCCGUCGUCCCUCUCAGCACUAACAGCGGCCUUAUAAGCUGGGUUCCUCAUUGCGAUACCCUUCACACCUGCGUUAAAGAAUACAGGGAGAGCCGAAAAAUCCUCCUGAACAUAGAACAUAAGAUGAUGUUACGUGCCGCACCAGACUACGAAAAGCUUGGUAUUUUACACAAGACCGAAGUUUUAGAACACGCACUGCAGCAUACCAAAGGAGACGAUUUGGGCCGAAUUCUUUGGUUAAGGAGCCCGCCUAAUAGUCAGGACUGGUUCGAAAGACGCACCAAUUUCACCCGAUCGCUGGCCCUUAUGUCGGUCGUAGGAUACAUAUUAGGGCUAGGGGAUCGUCAUCCGUCUAACUUGAUGCUGGACCGAAUAACUGGCAAAAUAUUACACAUUGACUUUGGAGACUGCUUUGAAGUGGCUAUGUCAAGAGAAAAAUUUCCCGAGAAAGUACCUUUUAGAUUGACUCGAAUGCUAAUCAAUGCUAUGGAGGUAUCUGGAAUUGAGGGUACAUUUAGAAUGACCUGUGAAAGAGUUAUGGAAGUUUUGCAGAUGAACAAAGAUAGUGUUAUGUCUGUAUUAGAAGCAUUCGUGUACGACCCUCUGAUCAACUGGCGAUUAAUAGAAUCUGAAGACCAACCGGAAUCACUCAAUCUCAAAGCAUUAGCCGUUAUCAAAAGAGUGAAAGAAAAAUUAACUGGAAAAGAUUUUGACUCAAAUAUUAUGUAUGAUAUAAAAACCCAAAUCGAUUUGCUAAUCAAACAAGCUACUUCCCAUGAAAACUUGUGCCAAAUGUACAUAGGAUGGUGCCCAUUUUGGUAAAAAAAAAUGAAAAUAGUCUUGAAGUAUUAUGACCUUCCCGUUGAAAUGUGAUAAAAUUAUUUUUUUAAAAAAAAUCUCUACUGUAUUAUUGAAUAAUAUGUAGUUUAAUUUUAUGAGUUAUUUAUUCAUAUUUAAAUGAUAGUGCUUGAUUAUAAAAUAAUAUAUGGUAAUUAUGAAAUUAUAGAGUAUUAGUAAAUAAA